Molecule: messenger RNA, 767 nt
Organism: Phragmites australis (common reed)
Lineage: Eukaryota; Viridiplantae; Streptophyta; Magnoliopsida; Poales; Poaceae
Exons: 4
Coding region: 130-465 (111 amino acids)
Biological process (GO): autophagosome assembly; protein folding in endoplasmic reticulum
Cellular component (GO): membrane; endoplasmic reticulum; EMC complex
Source: RefSeq, a predicted model, not a curated record
ACAUAAUAAACUCGAGGGCGAGUAUGCAAAAUCCUUAUCGACACAUCUGACAUCCCCGCCCAGAUCGUUGCCGCCCCAGCCUCCGCCUCCAAAUCUCGCUCGGAAAGCGGAAACGAAGCGGUCACGGCGAUGGCGGCGGCCGGCAGCGGUUCCUCCGACGAUGUCCCGGUCCUCCAUACGGAGAACCUCACCAGCAACGUCAAGUCCAUCUACUACAGUCGAACAUUCUUGUCGAUCAUUGGUGGAGUUGUUGCUGGAAUCUGGGGAUUCACAGGCCUGAUGGGAUUUGUCUUCUACUUUCUGAUAAUGAUGGUUGCAUCUAUUGGACUCUUGGCAAAGUCAAAAUUUUCAGCUCAGACAUACUUCGAUAGUUGGAGCAGGAUUUUGAUUGAAGGAGUUUUUGGUGGCCUUAUGUCCUUUGUGCUGUUUUGGACAUUUGCUUAUGACAUUGUGCACAUCUUCUGAUGGACGUAGAAAUGCAAAAGCAGAUGUGGAAUUUCUCCUGACAUCGCACAUGCCCCAUGGAUCGUGUUAUGUUCCAAUUUUGUAUUGGUAAUCAAUAUAGUGAGCUGCGGCCAUCUAUAUAUCAGUUAUUUCGGUGUACACUGUAUUUUUUUUAGCAAAUCACAUAAGCUGAUGUAGCAAUUCCUACCUUGAAUGACUAGCUAUUCUGAUUCGUCACUUCCAGCAUCCAUAAUGUCACUGAUGACGAUGGCUAAAAUUUCGUAGUGAUGAACACUCAGCUUUCCGCCUUCCUGGCAUGAUCA